CAAAUAAAAUAAAAAUAAAUACACCAAAUAAAAUUAAAUUUUGGAAGAAAAUAUAAUAAUAUUAAUAAAAAAAAUCUCGUCCGUUGGAAAAAGCCAUGGUCGUAAGGAUCGAGUCCAUUACCAGUGACGACAAGGACAUGGUUGGGUCACUUUUGUAUCUUAUUUAGCUUCGAUCUCUCACUAUCUCUCAGUUCCAUGUCCUUUUUAUUAAGGUCCCCGUCUUCAUCUUAUCUGCAAAUGCAACUUCAUCUGAAACCUGAUUAUUCCUUCUUCAUUGCGUCUGCCUCGAUGAUGGCGUCGACCUCUUUGGGACCUUCGACGCUACUAUCUUACGCCUCUUCUUCUUCUUCUCGUCAAUUUCAUGAUUUUGGGUUCAGAUUGAUUUCGAGUCACGAGGGUGUUCGAGUUCCCUCGUUCCGGCGAUUUAGGAUUCACUGCGAGUCCAAGGAAAAAGAAGUGAGGACGUCUUCGCCAGUCCUUGAAAGCUCGUCACUGUCCGGAGAUUCUGCUUUGCGUUCUAAUGAAUGGAAGGCUGUUCCGGAUAUUUGGAGAUCAUCUGCAGAUAAGUAUGGUGAUAGAGUUGCAUUGGUGGAUCCUUAUCAUGAUCCUCCUUUGAAACUGACCUACAAACAGGUGGAACAAGAAAUUUUGGACUUUGCCGAGGGCUUAAGAGUUGUUGGAAUGAAAGCAAAUGAGAAGAUUGGACUUUUUGCGGAUAACUCCUGCAGAUGGCUUGUUUCAGAUCAAGGUAUAAUGGCCACAGGAGCAGUCAAUGUUGUCAGAGGAUCUAGGUCCUCGGUUGAAGAGUUACUGCAGAUAUACCGUCAUUCUGAAAGUGUAGCCCUUGUUGUGGAUAAUCCUGAGUUUUUCAACCGCAUUGCUGAGACAUUUACUUCCAAGGCAUCUCUGAGAUUUUUGAUACUUCUCUGGGGUGAGAAAUCAUCAUUGGUCACACAGGGGUUGCAGGUUCCAGUUUACAGUUAUGCAGAAAUUAAAAGCCUAGGACAGGAAAGGCGUGCAAAAUUGUCAGGAUCUAAGGAUACCAGUAACUAUAAUUUCAUCAAUUCAGAUGAUAUAGCCGCAAUUAUGUAUACCAGUGGUACCACGGGAAAUCCGAAAGGCGUUACGCUUACACAUCGGAAUCUUUUACACCAGAUAAAGCAUUUAUCCAAAUAUGUACCUGCUCAAGCUGGCGAUAGAUUUCUAAGCAUGCUGCCAUCAUGGCAUGCCUAUGAACGUGCUAGUGAAUACUUCAUAUUCACCUGUGGGAUUGAGCAAAUGUAUACUUCUAUAAGAUACUUAAAGGAUGAUCUAAAGCGGUACCAACCAAACUAUAUUGUUUCCGUUCCGUUGGUAUAUGAGACACUUUACAGUGGGAUUCAAAAGCAAAUUUCUUCAAGUUCUGCUGCCCGAAAACUUCUAGCACUUACAUUGAUCAGAGUCAGUAUGGCAUAUAUGGAGAUGAAAAGGAUAUAUGAGGGUAUGUGUCUGACAAAAGAGCAAAAGCCUCCAAUGUAUAUUGUUGCUUUGGUGGAUUGGUUGUGGGCAAGAGUAAUCGCGGCCUUAUUGUGGCCAUUACAUAUGUUGGCCAAAAUGCUUAUCUACAAGAAAAUACAUGCGUCUAUUGGAAUAUCGAAGGCUGGUAUUAGCGGAGGUGGUAGUUUACCCAUUCAUGUUGAUAAGUUUUUUGAGGCCAUCGGGGUGACUCUACAAAAUGGUUAUGGUUUGACAGAGACCUCGCCUGUUGUGUGUGCACGGACGCUUAGCUAUAAUGUUCUUGGAUCAGCUGGGCAUCCAAUGCAUGGUACAGAAUUCAAAAUUGUAGAUCCUGAGACUAAUAAUGUACUCCCUCCUGGUUCAAAAGGCAUUAUCAAAGUCAGAGGUCCACAGGUUAUGAAGGGUUAUUAUAAGAAUCCAUUGACGACAAAGCAAGUUCUAAAUGAGAGUGGAUGGUUCAAUACAGGAGAUACGGGUUGGAUUGCUCCCCAUCACUCAAUAGGGCGGAGUCGCCGCUGUGGAGGUGUCAUUGUUCUUGAAGGCCGUGCGAAGGACACAAUUGUACUAUCCACAGGUGAAAAUGUGGAACCAUUGGAGAUUGAAGAAGCCGCCAUGAGAAGCAGUUUGAUUGAUCAAAUCCUUGUUAUUGGACAGGAUCGACGCCGCCUUGGAGCCAUCAUUAUCCCAAACAAAGAGGAAGCACAAAGAGUAGAUCCUGAAAUACCCGAAGAAAAACUAAAGAGCUUGAUCUACCAAGAACUGAGGAAAUGGACAUCAGAAUGUUCGUUUCAAGUCGGACCGGUCUUGAUCAUCGACGAGCCCUUCACGAUAGACAACGGCUUGAUGACACCAACGAUGAAGAUUAGACGGGACAAGGUCGAGGCUAAAUACAAAGACGAGAUUGAUCAACUCUACAAUUAAGACAUUCGUAUUUUAGUCUUGUUCCUGUUGUUAAUAUUAGUUAAAUCAUACCCAAAAAAAAAAAUUAUUAGC
Molecule: messenger RNA, 2490 nt
Organism: Camelina sativa (false flax)
Lineage: Eukaryota; Viridiplantae; Streptophyta; Magnoliopsida; Brassicales; Brassicaceae
Product: long-chain-fatty-acid--[acyl-carrier-protein] ligase AEE15, chloroplastic
Biological process (GO): fatty acid elongation
Cellular component (GO): chloroplast
Molecular function (GO): long-chain fatty acid [acyl-carrier-protein] ligase activity
Source: RefSeq, a predicted model, not a curated record